AUGAACUCUUUAGAUCCGCAAUAUAAUCAGCAGUUAAAGAAGAUAAGUGAAGACAAAGAGGUUAUAUUCACCACCAUUGGCUUCAUAAUUUUAAUAAUGAUACAUCGACUUUACGGAGCAGACUGGACAUAUGGUGACUAUCGUCUUCUACAGCUAGCCACUUUGAUUAUCAUGGAUUUGUAUGUCUUCGAAUUAUUAUAUCGUCCAGAAGCGAAAAUUCUACUAGUCAUUCAUCGUCUUUUGAUUAUCGGAGUCACGCUUUUCGGAUAUUAUGUCUUAAAUGUAACUGAAAGAAUGAAUUCAUCGGCUGAAAGCAUUGUGUUGCUGUUACAAGUCACAACAGAUAAAAUGACUUCUAUUGACCUUCUUUUCAACGAAAUAACGCCAACGUGGGUACAGAAACUCACUAUUUUUCAGGAAAUGCUAACCAAAAUUGGAACACUUGCAUGGUGUUAUUUUAUGUGGGAGAAAGAUACAAUAGGAGAUUAUGAUAACUCAAAAAUCGAAAAGGCGUGGAGCAUUAUUUUCCCAAGCUGCGUGUUUAUUCUUAUUCUCACACAAGCGUGGAGUGAAUUUCUGAAAAAUCAACAGGAAAAAGAUUGCAAAAAAGAUUGCAAGAAAGAAGAAGCCUUGACUAUUGUAAUUGAGAUGCCUGGUAAAAAUUAG
Messenger RNA from Acaulospora morrowiae, 666 nucleotides. NCBI's taxonomy places the organism in Eukaryota, Fungi, Glomeromycota, Glomeromycetes, Diversisporales, Acaulosporaceae. The record is from the annotation of a GenBank genome assembly.